AUGGAGAAGCCUCUUGGUGCCGUUAGAACGCUGGCCUGGUCGCUUGACGGUUAUUGUCUAGCAGUCGCAUGGCGUGCUUAUGGGUUUGCCCUCUGGAGCGUCUUCGGGAACCUUCUAUAUACGACUCUGUUGGAUCAGACUGAAGUCACCCGUCACCUCUGUUCUCUCAGUUUUUGUUGGACCCUUAAGGGCUUUCGAUUAUGGACCGUAGCAUACUUUCUGGACGAUUCUGACCGACAGGCAAGAAGGGCUAAUUUAGUGGAGUUCCGUGAUCGACUUCUGAACAAUUGCAAUCAAUUACUCUCGACUCGGCGCCAGAUUGCAAACAAUUUGUCCAGGAUGAAGGCUGAGCUGGAUGCCGAUUCACGAGUUGGAGACCGUCAAUUGGGUUACAGUGACGACGCUGGUAGUGACUGGGAAAGCAACAACGGUGUUUUCCUGAUGAUCUUCAACUUAGCGAAAUCUGCUCUCGUUUUGAAUCCCACCGCUGACAAUCAUCUGCACACUCUCCUAUGCACCCCGGAUUCCAUACUGUUGUGUGUUCGACGUUUCCUGCACUGCUGUCGGAAUCUGUUCAAGUUUCCAGUCCCCCACUCCUACGUUCGCCAAAAUUUUCCCAUGAGGUUUGCGUCGCUCAACACCGCCGGGACACGUCUGGCUGUCUCGGGUUGUCGUGGUUUCGCUGUUUGUUACCUCUCAACUCUCUCCUGGCGUCUCUUUGGAAACGUGUCUCAGGUCAGUUUUACGCCAUGCCAUGCCCUGCCCCUAUACCCCCUUUCACUACCCUGA
Messenger RNA from Dibothriocephalus latus, 789 nucleotides. Lineage: Eukaryota; Metazoa; Platyhelminthes; Cestoda; Diphyllobothriidea; Diphyllobothriidae. The record is from the annotation of a GenBank genome assembly.